Molecule: messenger RNA, 1790 nt
Organism: Megalops cyprinoides (Indo-Pacific tarpon)
Lineage: Eukaryota; Metazoa; Chordata; Actinopteri; Elopiformes; Megalopidae
Gene: vhl
Product: von Hippel-Lindau tumor suppressor
Exons: 3
Coding region: 339-857 (172 amino acids)
Source: RefSeq, a predicted model, not a curated record
GGAAGCUAGCGAAUACCAGCUACAUGGUGAAAACAAAAACAAGGACUGUAGGGAGACUGAUGUCAGGCAUUGUCUAGCUGUAACGUAGCUAAUAAACACUAACUUUGUAACAGUAGCUUUGUAAGACUAAGUUUGUUUAAUUAGUGAACGUAGAUAGUUGGCUGAUUUGCAGCGCCUAACGUUAGCUAGCUAGCUGUUGCAUCAAGUAGCUAUGCUUAGCUAAGUUUAUUGUUAUAUAACACAAACGUUUGCUCGCUGGCUGGUUAGGAAGGACUUGUUUAAUUGGACGCGACCUGGUUGUAGCUAACAGUUAACAGGUAGCCGUACGUGGAGACACCAUGCCCCAAGAAGCCCCAGAGCAGCCUGGGGAACGUCUCCCGCUGGUGAGAUCGCUACGCAGUCGCAUACGGUCGCACCUUAUAUUUUACAACAGAAGCCCCCGUGUAGUCCUACCCGUGUGGAUUAAUUUCAAAGGGGAACCGCAACCAUAUGGCCCUUUACAGCCAGGCACCGGGACAAAAAUGACGACAUUCGUUGGUCAUCCGUGGUUGUUCAGAGACGCAGAGACGGAUGAGCCAAUGGUGGUGAACGGCAAGGAGGUGUUCCUUCCAAAAGCUACUAACGACCAGUACGUGCUGGUGAACAUCACAUUGCCAGUCCUCAGCCUGAAGGAACGCUCCCUCCAGGUGGUGCGACGCCUCGUGAAGCCGGAGGACUACCGGAAGCUGGAGAUCGCGCGGUGUCUCCAGGAGGACCUGGAGGACUGCCCCAACGUGCUGAAGGACCUGCGGCGGAUCUCGCUGAAGGUGGAACAGCGGCUUCGCGAGGAGAGGGAGGCGCAGCAAAACAGUAGCUGACAAAACGACCUUUUACCUGUUUGUUAAAUACACACUAAAUGCACAUUAUUACAAAAUAAACUGCUGGACAAAAGGCUGGGAAAGAGAUGUGCUGGCAAACAUGAAUCUGUGGCAGAAUUAAAACAUGUAAAAGCUGAUCUCCAUCAGAGUGAUUAAAAACAGGUCUGUGACCUGUUUUCUGACUGUAUAGAACCCUUUUAGUUCAAACUAUUAUUGAGUUUUACAACACCAGACAACACCAGACCUAAUGGAAAGUGCACUUUUUUAUACACUGCUCAGCUAUAUAUCUUAUUUUCUCCUAAUAUGUGUAGCUUUCUCUGCUGGAUAUUAGACUACUUUAGUGUCCUAAAAUGAGGAUAUUCCAUCCACAGUUCAGACAGAAAAUAAGACAACACUGUUAAAGGAAGAUGCUGAACCCAAGACCAUGGUCAGGAGUUGAUGUUUAAUUCUUUAUUGUGGUUGUGGGUUUACUUCUGAAGUAUGGUAGUUAUUUUACUACAAGUAUGAUUUUCAGAAUGAGUGCAAUAAUGUUGAAAUGAUUAAAUGUACUACUAAUAUGUACAUAAGAGAUGCAUUCCUGCAUAGUGUUCUGCAGGGAAUAUUUUCUUUAUUCUUAUGCAAUGCAGAUAAAAGCCCCACAGCUCAAAUCAUUUGAAAUUGCUGGGGAAUGUGAAUUUCAGCCAACUGUGAUUUGUGCGUGUGCGCAGUGUGUAAAACGAUUCAACUCUGUGCUCUGGAGCGGGGACUGAGAUUAAACCCUUAUUUUCCCUGGUAUGGUACCAGUUGGUGAUAUAUAUAUAUAUAUAUAUAUGUAUAUGUAUGUAUGUAAUUUUUUUUGUCACUUGACAUGUUUCAUCUGAGCAAGUGAAAGGAAUGGUCCAUUUUGGGGCAAGCUGCUUUUAACCUCUGAAAAAUGUAUUCUUUUGUACCCUG